Cylas formicarius (sweet potato weevil) is the source of this 3582-nucleotide messenger RNA. RefSeq lists its product as uncharacterized. Bases 134 to 3556 code for a protein of 1140 amino acids. The record is from RefSeq and is a predicted model, not a curated record. The transcript is spliced from 14 exons. Gene Ontology annotation, molecular function: metal ion binding. Gene Ontology annotation, biological process: superoxide metabolic process. Lineage: Eukaryota; Metazoa; Arthropoda; Insecta; Coleoptera; Brentidae.
UCACUUAUUCUUGUCCAGUUAGUGUUGAAUGAGGCCGGAAUCGAGAGUGCACACACUCGCAAGAUGUGAUUUAGAAAACGACAUAAGUGAUACAUUUGUUGUGAUAUAGGAAAGCGAAAACUAAUCAAAUCAAAUGGAAACCGGAUCGUUUACUUUUGUGUGUUUAUUAUGUUGGCUAGCCAUAACAACAUCUACCUCCAUAGAAUUAAGAAGUUAUAUAUCAGAAUAUGGCCUCCAUGGAACGAUUACGUUCACUAAAAUAAAGGAUCAGGUCAAAGUCACGACAGAUCUGGCGGCGACGCUCGAAUAUCCUAGUCAAGUAUGGUCCUGGACGAUAACCGAGUUCCCUGUAGACUACACUGAGAUUGACAAUCGUUGUUCCCCCGAAAAACUGGGAAAAAGUCUGCUCGGAUUGGAUGACAUAUUUGGAUAUCUGGUCAUCCCUGACAACAACACCGUCGAACUGAUUACAGACGAAAUAAAAAUUUACGGGGACUCGGGAAUAUAUGGCAAGACACUUUUGCUAGAAGAAGUGGAAACCAACAGAAGGAUUUGCGCGUCGAUGACCAUGGUAGACAAAACCAAAGAGAAGAUAGCGGUUGCCAGAUUCAACGCGCCCGUCGCUGGAAACGUGUACUUUAGAUGGUUUUCAACCAAAGAUAAUCACAGCGACAUGUUGAUAACCGCCGACUUAUACCACGUUAAAAGAAAAGAAAAGUACGACAAAUAUUUAGAGUUUACGGAACACGGUUGGAAAAUCUAUGCGACGGAUAUAUUUGACGACACCGACAGGUCGGAGGACAACUGUAAUAUUUUACAGUUGGUUUUUGACCCGCAGAACAAUGGUCCAGGUAAAGCUCUUGGCGACGUCGAUUCGAGAUUGGGAAAGUUAAAAGUUUCGACCAAUUACAACAAGAGCAAAUAUAAAACUAUGUUCAGGGACAGCGAAGUAAUAUUGCUCCCGAGUGAUCUAACUGGUCCACACAGACGUUUGUAUCUCGUUCUGUUUGAAAAAAAGCACCAGGACGUGUUUUUGGCGUGCGCGAAAAUUCGUUACGAACACCCUGUACAUGCGAGAGUAAUUAUACAGUCAGGCGGCAUUAAAGGUGACAUUACGAUGAUUCAACACAAUAGAUUCGAACCAACUUUCCUUAAUUUCAAUCUAACCACUGCUCGAGGUGAUCUGGAAACGAGGAUCGUCUAUAGUUCGACAGUUGCUGCGUACAAAAUCCACGAAUUGCCUAUCAAACCCGCAAAAACGGUCGGACAAAAUGUAAACUCUUGUUUGACGACCAAAUACGUCUACAAUCCUCUCAAGAUCGACAUGAGCACCACACCACCAAGCGGGUAUGGAACGCAGAAUCAGUACGCAAUUGGUGACUUAUCGGGAAAACUUCUAAAUAGGAAUAAUGCUUCAGUGUUAGUCCCAGGAGGUCAGGAAUUGAACGGUACAUUUUGGGACAUAUAUUUGCCACUGAGUGGCAGCCAUUCGGUCGUUCAUAGAUCUUUGGUCAUCUACAAGAGUACGACCUAUCCAACAUCCGAAUCGGUAGCGGAACCUUGGAUUUGCGGUGGUAUUGCACUAUACGAACCUGAUUUCAAAUAUCAGAAGCAAAUCUUUACCGCCCAAGUGGUAUUCAGGUAUCCCACGGUCGGUAGAUUGUUAAUGAGGCAAGUUAAGGACGAACCAUGGACGGAUACCUCCAUUUUAAUUGAGUACUUGGUGCAUGCAGACGGUGCCACUUUGAAUAAUUCGGCUGAUCAUCGGUGGGCGAUCCACGAGCUUCCACCCGGCAAAGAUUUUUAUAAUUGGACAGGAAGAUGUUUAAGCGCAGGAGAUGUGUACAACCCAUUCAAGAUCGAUUACGACAAUACAUCGAAAGUAGAACAAUGCAGUUUGGACGCCAUCGGGCUUUGUCGUGUUGGAGACUUAUCAAAGCGAAUGGGAACUCUGGAAAUUUCCGGAAAUAUCGCGGAUAGUGACAGAAUUUCGAGAAAAAUGUGGACCGCUACGCAGUUGCCAUUGACCGGUCAUCAUAGCGUGUUAGGAAAGUCGUUUGUGUUGUAUGAUGAUUUUGGGCCUAAAGCCAGGGGCGAAAGAUUGGCUUGUUCGAUUAUUGGCGGGGUAUAUCGCAGAAAAGCGGUCGCCCGAGAUUGGUUUCCGAAUGGUGGGGAAUUGACAGCGAAAGGAAAAAUCGAAUUCUUUCAGCAAACAGAAUACGACAUUACCGACGUUGAAGUUGGCUUAGAAGGGCUGCAGGAUAACAGCGGAUACCAUAUCCACGUGACUCCGGUGGAAGAAAACUUGGAAUUUCCUUGUGAAGCCACUUCCUUAUAUGGACAUUGGAAUCCUCUAAAUGUGGAUCCGAUAUCGUCGCCGACCAGAUAUCAUGGCACGCCCGAUCAGUACGAAAUGGGCGAUUUGAGCGGAAAAUUUGGGAGCUUGGACAAUUAUACCAUUUACAAAACAUCCUACAAUGACACCAUGUUACCGUUGUUCGGACCCAGGAGCAUACUCGGCAGGUCGAUAAUAAUUCAUAAAAAAAUCGGCAACAAAAGAUGGGCAUGUUCGACUAUUGAAAGGGGCUACAGUCCUUCGGAGGCACGCGAAAUAAGAGCAAUAGCGUCGUUCCAUCACCCACUGGGAUAUGCAUAUGGGUACAUGAAAAUGAGACAACUUAUUUAUAAUGACGGCAGCCACAGUGACACCACCAUAGAAGUGAAACUACGUCAUCCAGGAAUAAACGACCGUAAUGUGACGAGAGAUCACGAUUGGGCCAUUUACGUGAAUCCAGUAGGCGUGGACGCGGCCGUUAAAACCCAAGCGACUCGAUGCGUGGCAGGCGGCUACGUGUGGAAUCCAUUUUAUACGCAGUUGGCCGACCCUACAAAUCACGAUUUGUAUCGUCAAGAAUGCGGACCGGAAAAUCCGUUACGAUGUUAUGUCGGCGACCUCUCAGCAAGGCUGGGCACUAUCGACAUCGGCCUCAAGAGAAAGUUAUUUGUGGAUUCCAAUUUUCCGCUGGAAGGCGAAGUGUCUGCGGUGGGCAGAUCUAUAGUGAUAUUGAGUCCCGAUCGCAAGGGCGAGCGAUACGCAUGCGCCAACAUAGAACCGGACUAUGAUAUCAUAAAGUAUGCCAAUAUAGAAAGGCCUCCCAGAUUUGUGGUGGCACAAUUCAUAGAGGACGUGCGAGAGGUGAUGGGGAUUCCGGAGUGGUUCCUGACGGUGGACACCAGAAAAACCAAAACCCUGCAUAAUAACGCUUGCGUUCAAUUGUUGCUUCAUUUCAAAGGGCCGAUCGCCAAUCGGCUGGAACAAGAUUUCAAUUACCUGUUAACGGUCGGGCGUUUGGAAACGCCGACGCUCUACAUUCCCGGUUACAUCAAGGAAAAACGGAAAACCAAGAUACCGUACAAGUUAUGCGGAGUUAGAGAUCCCAAUGAGAAAAGUUCAAAGAAAAGCAGUUUCUUCUUCAGCUCGGGAUCGACUAAUCUUCAUUUGACUGAUUUAGGCGUAUUUUUAUGUGUAUUAGUUGGUAAAUUAUUUAUACUUUAAUUUAUUGUAAAAAUGUAAUAUAAGCG